Maylandia zebra (zebra mbuna) is the source of this 1541-nucleotide messenger RNA. Its product is annotated as matrix metalloproteinase-19. Gene Ontology annotation, molecular function: zinc ion binding; metalloendopeptidase activity. Gene Ontology annotation, cellular component: extracellular matrix. The record is from RefSeq and is a predicted model, not a curated record. NCBI's taxonomy places the organism in Eukaryota, Metazoa, Chordata, Actinopteri, Cichliformes, Cichlidae. Gene Ontology annotation, biological process: extracellular matrix organization; proteolysis; collagen catabolic process.
AGAUGGAUAAAAUGAUGUUUGGAAAGACACACAGCUUAUUUAUCAGUUGAAAAGAUCAACUUGCCGCAUUGGAUUCAAAGUUGUUGUUUUUUCUAUCUAGUAAUGGAAAAAGACCCAAACUGGAAAAUGGAAUACAGACUGGAGUUAAUGGUGCUUCUUGUUUUGUUGAUAACAGCUUCAUCUAUCGCCCUGAGCAGAAAAGAUACCACAGAAGCCAUGGUUUACUUAAAGAAGUAUGGCUACCUGCACAUCCCACUGGACAGUAAAGUUCAAGAUUAUUCACAUGAGCAAAUGGCGGAAGCUUUAAGAAUGUUUCAGAAAGUGACCAACCUGCAGGUAUCAGGAAAACUGGAUUUAGCCACGCUGGCAAUGAUGAAUAAACCUCGAUGUGGCCUCGAGGAUUCUUUCGAUAACAAAUCUCUCAAAUAUCGAGUCCUGGGUUACUGGCGUAAGAAAAUGCUGACGUACCGCAUUUACAAUUACACUCCUGAUCUGGGUCAGGGAAAGACUCGCAUGGCCAUCCAGAAUGCUUUUAAGUACUGGAGUGAUGUGUCACCUUUAAGGUUCAGAGAGUUGGAUCAAGGAAGAGCAGACAUCAAAAUCUCAUUUCACAGAAAAGACAAGACGUGUCCAGUACCCUUUGAUGGCCGAGGCCGUGUUUUAGCGCAUGCUGAUGCCCCUGAGUCUGGCAUUGUGCACUUCGAUGAGGAUGAACUGUGGACAGAAGGGAAGAGUUCUGGCUCCAACCUGAGGAUUGUAGCAGCUCAUGAAAUUGGCCACGCUCUAGGCCUGGGCCACUCACAGUACUACAAUGCACUGAUGGGACCUGUUUACAAUGGAUACCGCUCUGACUUCAAGCUUCAUCCAGAUGACAUACAAGGGAUCCAAGCUUUAUACGGAAAGCCAGAGAAGAUUCCUGAAUCCAGAAAUCCAGGACAGUCAAGGCCAGGAGGUGUUAUUCCAAAUCCAUGCAAGGCCACUGUGGAUGCAGUUAUGUUGGGUCCUUUGCGUAAGACAUACUUUUUCAGUGGGCAGUAUGUGUGGACAGUGUCCAACUCUGACUACAACACUCCCAUCCAGAUUUCCGCACUGUGGAAGGAGCUGCCAGGAAGUCUCAGUGCAGCUGUUCACUCUCCGCGAACUGGCAAAUCCUACUUUCUGAAAGGAGACAAAUUAUGGAGAUACACAGGCUUCAAACUUGACCAGGGCUUCCCCAAACGUUUGUCCAACAUCCCUGCAAAUAUUGACUCUGCUUUUUACUUCAAUAAGAACCAGAAGAUUAUCUUUUUCAAAGGCUCUGGAUACUGGCAAUGGGAUGAAAUUGCUCCGACGGAUUUCAAAUCAUACCCUAAACCAGUUGGACAACUCUUCAAAGGGAUGCCCAGCAACACUGAUGCUGCACUAACGUGGACUAAUGGUUAUGUAUACAUAUUUAAAGGCACCGAGUAUUGGCGUGUAAACCAAAACUACCAAGCAGUGGAGAAGACCUACCCUCUCAACACUGCCUUGCGCUGGAUGCAGUGUGACGACUGAGCCACCAG